Molecule: messenger RNA, 789 nt
Organism: Plasmodium knowlesi strain H
Lineage: Eukaryota; Apicomplexa; Aconoidasida; Haemosporida; Plasmodiidae
Product: conserved Plasmodium protein, unknown function
Exons: 1
Coding region: 1-789 (262 amino acids)
Source: RefSeq, a predicted model, not a curated record
AUGACCAUUUGGAAUAUAUUUUCAAUUUUUCUGUACCACCUGGUUUUCAGUUCGUUUUUUCCAUGCACAACAACAAAGGGAGAGAGGCUAUCAGGCCUCCCCUUAAGUCAAGAAAACAUAAACAAAAUUUUGUCUAUUAAUCAUAUUGAUAAGUUUGAAAACUUUGAUACGUAUCUAAAAUUCAUUAAGUUUAAAUAUGAAAUGGUCCAUUUAGCCAAUGAACACUUCAAAAAAAUAAAUAGCCCAGAAAUACAACUUCUCCUAAAUUCCAAAGACAUUUUAGUUAAAGUUCUUAACGAAAAUGCAGAAAGAAAUAAAAUAAAAAUUUCAAAGGAAUAUAUUGAAGAUACAGCUGAGUACAUCCUCGAUGAAUUACAUAAAAAAAAUGAAGUGAAAAAAAUAGAACAAGUAGUGCAUGAUGAAUAUUGUGAUUCCUACAGAACAGAAUAUUAUGAAUAUAGAGAUAGACAAUUUAAUGCAGCCUUUGAAAAUGCUCAUAGUAAUUGGGCUCAUAACGAAUUAACAAAAAAUUUUGAUCCCCAAUGGAAAAAAGUCAAAUGGAAUUUAUGGGUCGAUUAUUUUAAUGAUAUUUUAUAUACCCUAAAAAUAAAGGAUUACAUGUUGCAUGUCUCGAUUUUGCAUUUAAGAACUAUUUCUAGUUCAUGCAAGGAAAUCUAUGAUACCUUAAAGGCCUCAUUAAUUCAAACCUAUAAGGACCCUUUCAAACAAGAGUACUUCAAAUUUCUCGAUUCAUCUGUGGAGGAAUGGGAAAAACUAAAGGAAAAAUAA